Messenger RNA from Hipposideros armiger (great roundleaf bat), 2335 nucleotides. It is a transcript of the gene CCKBR, whose product is annotated as cholecystokinin B receptor. The transcript has 5 exons. The record is from RefSeq and is a predicted model, not a curated record. Gene Ontology annotation, molecular function: neuropeptide receptor activity; gastrin receptor activity. Gene Ontology annotation, biological process: neuropeptide signaling pathway. Lineage: Eukaryota; Metazoa; Chordata; Mammalia; Chiroptera; Hipposideridae. The coding region runs from base 387 to 1754 and encodes 455 amino acids. Gene Ontology annotation, cellular component: plasma membrane.
CAUCCACCAUCCACAUCCAACCCCCACCGCACCCUGCCAUCUCUCUCUCUCUCUCUCUCAUUCCCCGGGGCGGAGACUGUAGUGAAGGGGAGUGGGCGGGAAGGAAAUCUCUAAAAGUAGAGCGGAGAGGUUUAUUUUAGGGGAGAGAGGGCUCAAGCCUGGAGGACAAUCGCGCGGGGGGCAAGUCCCGAGCGGGGGAGGGGACAGAGAUCACCUGGCAGGACAGCUGAGGACCGGAGCUUGGGGGACCCGAGCCCAGGCGGGGCGGGAUCGCAGAGGAGCUGAGGGCAGGGGCCAAGGCUGGGGGCGGGACCAGGCGGGGCAGGUGGAGCCGCCGCGGGAGCCCGCCCGGCGGAGCCGAGGGAGGGGGCGGCUGGGCCAGGGCCAUGGAGCUGCUCAAGCUGAACCGGAGCGUGUCGGGAUCCGGACCCGGGCCAGGGGCUUCCCUGUGCCGCCCAGGGGGGGCCCUCCUCAACAGCAGCGGUACUGGCAACCUCAGCUGCGAACCCCCUCGCAUUCGCGGAGCCGGGACACGAGAAUUGGAGCUGGCCAUUAGGGUCACCCUUUACGCAGUGAUCUUUCUGAUGAGCGUCGGAGGAAACGUGCUCAUCAUUGUGGUCCUGGGAUUGAGCCGCCGCCUGAGGACUGUCACCAACGCCUUCCUGCUCUCUCUGGCAGUCAGCGACCUCCUGUUGGCUGUGGCCUGCAUGCCCUUCACUCUCCUGCCCAAUCUCAUGGGUACCUUCAUCUUUGGCACAGCCGUCUGCAAGGCGGUUGCCUACCUCAUGGGGGUGUCUGUGAGUGUGUCCACGCUAAGCCUCGUAGCCAUCGCCCUGGAGCGGUACAGCGCCAUCUGCCGACCACUGCAGGCUCGAGUGUGGCAGACGCGCUCCCACGCGGCUCGUGUGAUCGUGGCCACAUGGAUGCUGUCUGGACUGCUCAUGGUGCCCUACCCCGUGUACACUGUUGUGCAGCCAGCGGGGCCCCGUGUGCUGCAGUGCGUGCAUCGCUGGCCCAGUGCGCGGGUUCGCCAAACCUGGUCGGUACUGCUGCUCCUGCUCUUGUUCUUCAUCCCCGGUGUAGUUAUGGCAGUGGCCUAUGGGCUUAUCUCCCGCGAGCUCUACUUAGGGCUUCGCUUUGACGGUGACAGUGACAGCGAGAGCCAGAGUCGAGUCCGAAGCCCAGGAGGGCCGCCAGGUGGUGCGGGAACAGGUCCCGCCCAUCUAAACGGGCGUUGCCGGCCUGAGACGCGGCCGGCUGGAGAGGAUGGCGAUGGCUGUUAUGUGCAGCUUCCUGGUUCCCGGCCUGCGCUGGAGCUGUCUGCGCUGACCGCGCCCACUCCCGGGACAGGAUCCGGCCAGCCCAAGCCAGCCCAAGCCAAGCUGUUGGCGAAGAAGCGCGUGGUGCGGAUGUUGCUGGUGAUCGUUGUGCUUUUCUUCCUCUGUUGGUUGCCAGUGUACAGCGCCAACACAUGGCGUGCCUUCGACGGCCCUGGUGCCCACCGCGCACUUUCAGGUGCGCCCAUUUCUUUUAUCCACUUGCUGAGCUAUGCCUCGGCCUGUGUCAACCCCCUGGUCUACUGCUUCAUGCACCGUCGCUUUCGCCAGGCUUGUCUGGAUACGUGCGCCCGCUGCUGCCCCCGGCCACCACGAGCUCGCCCCAGGCCUCUUCCAGAUGAGGACCCUCCCACCCCCUCCAUUGCUUCACUGUCCAGGCUGAGCUACACCACCAUCAGCACACUGGGGCCUGGCUGAAGGGUGGGGGCAGGGUGGGAACCGAGGCAGGACAGGCCAAUUCCUGCAAGCACUGACCCAUGCAGACGCACAAGACACACAGACAAAAACUGACACAAGAUACUGACACCCAGUAGCAUGAGCUAAAACCAAUGCACAGGAAAAGGUGGCUUAUCUGACACAAAGGAAACAAACCAAACCCCACACAGGAAACCAGGCACACUCUUGACAUGGCAUGUAGAAACAUGGCACUGACCUUGGACGUACCCAGUCACAGCGUCCCUAGCAAUGGACUAUCCCUACACAGUGGGAACUCCGAUGGCUGACUUGCCUCUCCUACACAUACAGUAAUGGCACGAAUUCUUUUAGGAGCCUGGCAUGGGGCUGACUCCUGAGAUGCUCCAGGGUGCUCCCAGUUUGACCUCACAGUGCCCUUCCCCAAUCAGCUCUGGAAAUACCCCAAUCUUACACAUCCCUGACCAACAGGCUGGUUUGCACUGAAAAGUCCCUUCAUUCCUUUCCAAUUAAAUACUGUGUCCCUGCCCCCUCCUCCCUCACCUGACCUCUUCAAGAAAUAAUAAAUGGCUUGGCUUCCUCCUAAA